Strongylocentrotus purpuratus (purple sea urchin) is the source of this 3579-nucleotide messenger RNA. It is a transcript of the gene cfap206, whose product is annotated as cilia- and flagella-associated protein 206. The coding region runs from base 1 to 1872 and encodes 623 amino acids. The record is from RefSeq and is a predicted model, not a curated record. The transcript is spliced from 14 exons. Gene Ontology annotation, biological process: regulation of cilium beat frequency. Gene Ontology annotation, cellular component: axoneme; ciliary basal body. NCBI's taxonomy places the organism in Eukaryota, Metazoa, Echinodermata, Echinoidea, Camarodonta, Strongylocentrotidae.
AUGUCGAGAGCUCAGGCAGAGAGUGUCAUCAAGAACAUCAUCCGAGAGAUCGCCCAAGAAUGUGCCAGCAAAGGGCAAGCCGUCUCAGAAACCUUGGUAGCUUUCAUGGUCAAGGCCGUUGUCCUGGACCCAUCCAAUGAAUUCAAUGUUGACCGAACGCUUACCAAAGACGAUGUCCAGCGGCUGAUAAAGAUCUGUGUGGAUAGACUUCUUGAUUCCAGAUCCUCUGCUCUGGAUACAGUUAAGAUGCAAGUCUACUUUGAUAUGAACUAUACUUCAAGGGGUGACUUCCUUGAGGAACAUCGACGAGUCUUGGAACAGAGAUUGACCCCUGUCAUCCGUGAGAUCACUGACAGUAGGGCUAGGACUAGAGAUGAACUAGAGAGUCUUUACAGGAAGAUAGUCUCUGCUGUUCUUCUUCGGUCUGGUCUCGGCUCUCCAACGGAUAUAGCUGUGGUCAGAGAGGCUACAGCCGCUCUCCAGAGUGUGUUCCCACAGACUGAGCUUGGAACGUUCAUGUCUCUUGUGAAACGAGAUAAAGAGCGUCAGUUGAUUGAGCUCACUCACAUUGUGACCGGUAUUCGUCUCUUCAACAAGGAAUGUGGCAAAGGAGGGGAGGGCAUCGAUGAUUUGCCAGCUAUCUUAAAUGAGGCUGUUCCGGCUACUACUCAGAAUGUAGAUACAGCCAUCCAGAGAGCAUGUGGCACUGCAUUCAAAUAUACAGCCCUGGUUGAGCGUAUGAUGAGUGGAGAAGUGACUGAUGGUCCCUCAAUCCAGGCUCUGAGAGAUGCUCUUAUCAACGUCAGACAACACGAAGCCUUCUUGAGGAUCAUCUUGAAUGAUGUGAUCAGCUGUGCGCAACAGGUUGAGAUGUUAGAGGCCCAGUUGGGAGCAAGGUUAGAACAGCUUCAGGCUACCGUCCAGUCUAAGACAGCAGUACCUACAGCUCAGGUCUAUCCGCAGUUCAUCAACCUGGCUCACAUCUGGAGCGGGUUCCAGGAUGAGAUGGUACUCCUGAGUGUACUCAGUAACAUCCUGGCCAGCUUGGAACCCUAUAAUAAGAACCAUCGUGAGUUCUUCACACCGGACCUGCUCUCUCCUUUCCUUGAAGGAACAAAGAUCAGAAGUGAUGAAGACAGGAUCAAAGAGACAUUGGGCAAAGAUCAUCGAGUCAGUCCGUCAGACUUCAAGAAUGUGGACUGGUUAUUUCCAGAGACAACCAAGAACUUUGAAAGGCUCCCUCUUCAGUACAAGGGUUACUGUGGUUGGUCCCUGGUUGUGUUUGAUCGUCUGCUCCUACCAGGUAAUCCAGACAUAGGAGUCCUGAGAUACCAGGACCGUUAUUAUGUCUUCUCGUCCAAGCAGGCGGCCUAUGAGUUUGCCAGCGAGCCUCAGAGAUACAUCGCCUACGUGGCUGAGUGUGCAAAGAAAUCCCCUCAGCUGAUACAGCUACUAGAGCUCCAUGCUCAGUUUGCUACCAUCACACCUUACACACAGGGCAAAGACCAGGGUCAGAUGAUUGAGAAACCUAUCACCAAGUGUGAUAUGGGAAUCCAGACAGAGGUUCAUCCCAUCGAAUCUAACAUUGUCAAGUCCUAUGAGUGGAACGAAUGGGAGCUCAGGCGCAAGGCAAUCAAGCUGGCAAACCUAAGGACAAAGGUUACUCACUCAGCCCAGACCAAUCUGAGUAACAUGAGACGAGAUAAUGUGUCCCAGGUCUACCUACCAAAGGACCAAACCGUCCAAACCUUGAGAGACGAUUACUCCAACGUGCCUAAGCCUCAAACCUUCCUGGCUGGACUCCGUGGUGGUCAGACUAAGACCACGGUCAUGACCAAGAUGGACCUCACACUGGACGUCGACCAGACAUAGAGACUGACCCAUCCCCUCCCAUAACCCACACCCCUCCCCUACUCCUCUCCUCCUCUCUUGCAAUCAUAGUUGUAUGCGAAGGGCUAGAUUUGUUUUAUUUCCUAAUACAGCAUACAUUUUAAAAUCACUUAUUUAACAUUGCUGAUUUAUUUUUUAAUUGAUGAGGCAACUGGUACUAAUUGAAAGGGGUGAAAUGCUAAAGAACUCUUUAAGCUGGUUUUUAAAAAUGACAAGACUGUGACAAUAUGCUCUCUGAUCUCAAACAAACGCCUACUCUCCUGCAGUCUUUUGAUAUUGAUAUUGAUCAGUGAUCUAGACAGUUUAUGUUAUUAAGCACCUUAAGCUUGUUGUAUUUCUCAAAUAUAAGGACGUUCCAUAUUUCAAGGGGAUGGAAGAUCAGUGCAGUAAAUCUGUUUGAAAGAAAAUUUCUUUUUGCACUUAUUGUUAGAACAGAAAUACUGUAGCAGCAGACAUCAUGUCACAGAAAAUGUCAUCAACCCAACAGUGCACAUGAUCUGGCUUUCAAAUUGUGAUUAUAAUAAAUGCAUACACUACAAGCCUAGGAUUGAAUUAUUUAGAAUCUAUUGAUAUUUAAGACAAUGCACAGGCUUGUGUAUUUUGGAAAGACUGAACAAUUGUCCGAUAAAUGAAUGGCCCACAUCUUUUUGUAAUGUUAGGUGCUACCCUCCUAUAUAUAUGGGGACAUAUAUAUCACCAUUUCAACCACUUUAUAUCUGUUUCAUCUUCCGUGUAAUGGCAUAAAAUUAUUCAAAAGAUGAUUUUGGUUUGCUUGCCAACACAGAGAUAUAUGGACAUCAGAAUGUUUGGAGUAUAUACUGCCCUGCAUCUUUAACUUCAAAAACAUUAUUUUAAAGGCACAGAAAUGCUUGACUUGUGUCACACAUACAGAAAUGUCAUAAUUAAACCGGACACAGAACUUAUUUAUUAAUAUGAGCAAGAUCUAAAGUUGUUUGAAUGUGUCCACUGUGUAUGAUAUACGCCAAACGUCUUAUCAAUCAAAAAGUAUUUUUAGCACUUUUUGCAGGGAGGUUGACAUGUAUUAGUGCUCCCAUAGUUUGAUCUAUGCUUUCAAUAUCAAGGUUUAUUGCCGUUUGGUCUACAACCAGUUCGUCCACUUCCCAAUUGGUCUAUUCCCAUACGGUCUACACCCAGCCUGUCUACUAUCCACAUGGUCUAAUCAUCAUUUGGUCUACUUAUCAUUUGGUCUAAUGAUCUUUUAGGCUAAUAGUCAUUUGGUCUAUUGCUCAUUUAGUGUUAUUUCUAGUCGGGUUAAUUUCCUGUUUGUCUAAAGCCCAUUUCGCCUACUAUGAUCAUUAUCAUUUAUGAUUAAGUAAUUAUUUAAAUGAUUAUUAAGCCAAAUGUUUUGUAAACGAACUGGUUAUCGACCAAAUAGCAAUAUGCACCAAUAUCACAACAUUCUGCAGACCUGUUAAAGACAAGGCUUUCAUUUACUGUUAUAUCUUUAUAAUGUUGAACCAAGCUGUCCUUAAAGAUGCUCUGCCGUCCUGUGAAAAAUACUGGUUUACCCAUAACGAUCAUCUGGUGUGUCCUACCGUUGUGCAUUAUCCUGUCCAUUCAAAUUUACUAUGCCGUCCUAUAAUAAAUAUGCACAUACUUUGUACUGCAAAUACCUCUGUCUGUACAUGUAUAGAGUGGUGAAGUGUGACGUCAUCAAAAAUCUAUUUU